Molecule: messenger RNA, 1170 nt
Organism: Fonsecaea multimorphosa CBS 102226
Lineage: Eukaryota; Fungi; Ascomycota; Eurotiomycetes; Chaetothyriales; Herpotrichiellaceae
Exons: 1
Coding region: 1-1170 (389 amino acids)
Biological process (GO): lipid metabolic process
Molecular function (GO): phosphoric diester hydrolase activity
Source: RefSeq, a predicted model, not a curated record
AUGCACCUGCAGUCCCUGCUUUCUUUCGUCUCCCUCCUCAGCCUGAGCGUUGCAGCUUCGGUGAAUAAACGUCAAUCGACCGCAUGCAACAACUCCCCCUCCCUCUGCUCGAAACCCUACAACAGCAUCGUCCAUCUAGGUGCCCACGACUCACCGUUUGUCCGAGAUGCCUCCACCGACUAUUCAACGUCGGGCGACCAAUACUACAACUCGACAGUCCAGCUCUCGGCUGGCGUGCGUCUGCUUUCUGCGCAGGUCCACAAGUCCAACGGGGAAUACCACUUGUGCCACUCUUCCUGCGAUCUGUUGGAUGCCGGGGUCCUAUCGAACUGGCUAGAAGAGAUCAAGACAUGGCUGGAUAAUAAUCCGAAUGAGGUUGUCACUGUUCUCCUCGUCAACUCGGACAAUGCCACCCCGGAGGACUUGGGUGCACAUUUCACAACUGCACAGAUCACGAACUACGCCUACGUUCCUCCUUCAACGAGCACGCCUCCUGCAUCGGGCACCUGGCCGACCUUGCAAGAGCUGAUCAAUGCCAAUAAAAGACUUUUGGUGUUCGUGGCAUCCAUUUCGGACCCUUCAUCCAUCCCGAGCCAGUAUGCUUACCUGAUGGACGAGUUCACAUUUAUAUUCGAAAACCCCUACGACAACACCUCGCCCAGCAACUUCACCUGCCUCCCGGACCGGCCCACCGCCGUACAAGGAAACACCGAAGCGGCGAUUGCCUCCAAUCGAAUGGCAUUUACCAACCACUUCCUCUACGAAGAGGGCCUGUUCGACAUCGAGACUCCUAACGUGGCAGACAUCAACGUCACCAACUCGCCGGGCAACAGCGUUGGAAAUUUGGGGUAUAGCCUGUCCCAAUGUAACUCGAUGUACGGCAAACCGUCGACCUUUGUGCUGGUCGACUUCUUCGACCAAGGCCCCGCCAUCGCCGCCGUGGAUGCCAUGAACGGUGUCACCAACCCUGUGGGCCGCACCGCAGUGCCUCCGAGAGAUAGCAAAUCGAGUUCUGAUAGUCGGAGCCAGUCGAGUUUCCAGGGCGUGGUCAACCUCGUGAAUGAAGUCAAAGAAGGGCAAAAGCCAAAAUUGGGAGCCUGGAUUUGGGCUGCAGGGCAGUGGACAUUCGGCGGCAUCAAUCUGAGUGGCGGCAACGUCUUUCAGAAGUAA